This is a messenger RNA of Temnothorax curvispinosus, 2338 nucleotides long. Its product is annotated as methyltransferase-like protein 7A. NCBI's taxonomy places the organism in Eukaryota, Metazoa, Arthropoda, Insecta, Hymenoptera, Formicidae. The coding region runs from base 200 to 1093 and encodes 297 amino acids. The transcript has 4 exons. Gene Ontology annotation, molecular function: S-adenosylmethionine-dependent methyltransferase activity. The record is from RefSeq and is a predicted model, not a curated record.
GCUCUUACGUAAAGAAGUCGUGACCAAAACGUCUCGUAAUCGUGACAUGAACUAAUUAAAAAUCAUUCUUGCCUGAAAAAGAUGAAUUAAGUGUAAAGAAAAAGAGAAAACUCUAAACUAACUAGAAACUUUGCUUGUUACAACACACUGAUACCUCCCUCCUAUAUAUACCUGCUCUUGUGAAAACUAUCCGACGUGUAUGUGUAUGUCGCAAUGUACUCAAAAGAUUCGAUUAACAGCGAAUCCGUGCUUAUUGCCUCGAAUCGUUAAAAAAAAAUUCACUCGUUCAUCGAAAAUGAGCAGUACCGACUUAUGGAUGCGUGACAUUCUCGCGAGUUACGGAGUGAUCCUAUUGAUCAUUUUAUGCGUCGCGAUCUGGAUGAUUGAGAAAUGGCCAACGUUACGGAAGGACACCUACAGAGCUCAUCUUUUGGGAUUCGAGAUGGAGUGCGCCGAGCUGGCCAGUCCGUACAAGGAGCAUCUCUUUAAAGUGCUACAGUAUAUUGUUUCCAACGAUGAAAUGUUACGAUCAAUGGGCUCUAUUCGCAUCCUUGAAAUUGGUGUUAAAACGGGCGAAAACGUACAGUUUUAUCCGGAGAGUACGCACCUCAUCGGUGUCGAUUGGAACAUCAAACUAGGCGAAUAUCUGGUCAAAGGAAAUCGUUCAUGGCAAUUUUCUCAUGUGAUUAUCGAGCGAUUAAUAACGGGCGACGGGAGUUCCUUGAAGGAAGUGUUAACGGGAUGUGUGGAUGCGGUUGUGACAACUAGGUCAUUGUGUUCCGUUAAAUCGUUACAAUCUACCCUUCAGGAAAUUCGACGGGUAUUAGCUCCGGGCGGAAAAUAUAUUUUCGUGGAACACGUUCCAGAAAAGGAAGGCACUUUCAUACGAUGGUUGCAAAUAGCGUUGACGCGAACCGGCAUAUGGCCUGCUUUAUUUGGCGAUUGUCGUUUAGAUGUUGACUGCGUUGCGGAUAUAGAAAACGCUGGUUUCAACAAAGUUUCAUGGACAUUCUUAGCUUUGGAAGGAUAUGUCUCACAUCCGUUUCAUUUGACUCUCUCCAGACAGCACGUGUUUGGUAUAGCUACGAAAUAAAAAUUCGACAAAAUUGGAGAUAAAAUUCAAUAAAAAAAAGAAAAUAUAUAUGAAGGAGAGUAGAAGGUGAUGCUUUUAAACAGAAUUUAAUAACCCCUACUGUUAAACAUACGGUUGCGGAUCUGUUAUAUUAUAAUUAUGAUAUAGGGCUGUUUCAACGAGGAGCAAGUCGGAAAUCUUAUACUAUUAUUGAACGGAAAUUGACAAGAUUAUAAUGUAAUGUAUGCAGAAUUGCUUAAAGAAAAUAUACAUAUCCUCUUCUAUGCAAAAAUUUGGGGAAGACAGAAACUUGUACAUAUUCCAACAAGACAAUGAUCCUGUAAUAUAAACAUACGCUGAGUUCGAUAAAACAGUUAUUUUACAGAAGAAAAUAAUACAUCUCAGCUGUGCCUUGGUCAUCACAAAGUCCGAAUAUUAAUCCUAUAAAGCAUUUAUAGAGGGAAUUAAACCGAUAAAUUCCGUAAAAUCAACGAUGUAGAUAGACGAUCGGUCGAUUUAUAACUGUGUUAAAAGAAACAUAUAGCAUGGAAUUUUUGCGACAUUACAAAAAUUUAUUUAUAGCAUCCUAGGUAGUAAGAUGACGUCUAAAGAAUGACAUAAAAUAAUAUAUAAUAUAUUAUUUAUUUUACUGUUAUUAUAACAAAUCAAUUUAUGUUAAAAACCCAAACCGCACUUGCUUCUAUUAAAUCCAUAUAUGAAAUAAAAUUCAGUGUUAACUUAAAUACCAACGUGACUCUGAUGUGUGUGUGCAUGCAUGUGCGUGUGCGCGCGCGCGCACACACACACACAUAUACGGACAAAUUAUAAAAAAUUGUAAAACUCUUAGGGGUUUGGUAUAUAUAUACUUUGCAUAGUUAAAAUUAAAUUAAAAACAAUCAAUAAAUUGCAGCAGACAAAUGUCGUAUUUGCGAAUUAUAAAAAUUCUUAAAAUUCUAUUGACUUUCGAAUAUUUCUCGCACACAAACCAAUUCCUGUAUCUCAUACAUAAAUAAAAUUAUAAAAAAUUCGCAUUAAAAUAUUCUGUGUAAGAAAGGCGAUAUCGGUGAUACAUUAAAACUUGUCGAUAUUUAUAUAAUACUCUAAUAAUCAUAUAUAAUAACUUAAAUACGCGCCAUUUUUAUAAUAAUGCAUAUGUCAACGUUGAUGCAUAAAUUAUAUCUCAGAUAUAUUUUAAGCAUAAAUAACAUUGUACAUAUACUACAUAUUGUCCAGCUCUUCGAGCAUACAUGCUUGUGUAUAUAUAUG